This is a messenger RNA of Punctularia strigosozonata HHB-11173 SS5, 6750 nucleotides long. It is a transcript of the gene pks1, whose product is annotated as polyketide synthase. Gene Ontology annotation, molecular function: 3-oxoacyl-[acyl-carrier-protein] synthase activity; fatty acid synthase activity. The coding region runs from base 1 to 6729 and encodes 2242 amino acids. Gene Ontology annotation, biological process: fatty acid biosynthetic process. The transcript is spliced from 18 exons. NCBI's taxonomy places the organism in Eukaryota, Fungi, Basidiomycota, Agaricomycetes, Corticiales, Punctulariaceae. The record is from RefSeq and is a predicted model, not a curated record.
AUGCGCACCGAAACUGCCUGCCCAAUCGCAAUCGUUGGAAUAGCGGCUGAGUUGCCGAGCGGCGAAUUUGCUGCAAACAACCUCGACUACAACGCGUUCUUCCAAUUCCUCCUCCAGCGAGGAGAGUCAUACGAAUUCAUCCCAAAGGACCGCUUCGACAUAGACUCCUGGAGGGGAAAGCAGCUGGGACGCAUCAUUGCGGAACGCGGAUCCUUCCUGAAGAAUCUUGAUUCGUUCGACUACCUCGAAUUCGGCAUAACGAGCAAGGAUGCUCGUGCUAUGGCCGUCAGCACCCGGAAGCUCAUUGAGCUGUCCUUCUUAGCACUCCUGGACUCCGGCAUAGAGUACCGAGGCAGGAACGUCGGCUGUUACGCCUCCGGUAAUGCAUUCGAUAUCCUGAGCGUCGGUACCGCGGAUGAAUUCGAAGCGCGAGGAUCCUUCGCCGGAAUACCUGCUCAGAUCGCGAAUCGGAUUUCAUACCACCUGGACCUGUUAGGUCCUUCGGUGCCGACAGAUACCGCAUGCAGUUCAUCUUUGACCGCGAUGCAUCUUGCCAUCCAAGCACUUCGCACGGAUGACUGCGAAGCUGCAGUCGUGGGCGGAGCCCAGAUCAACCAGAGAUUGUGGGACUUCGUCCAGUAUACACAGGGCGGUGUACUCGCUCCCGACGGCAAGUGUAAGCCGUUCGACAUGGGAGCAGAUGGGUUCUCUCGUGGCGAAGGUGCUGUAGUAAUGGUCAUCAAACCGCUGGAGGCAGCGCUUCGCGACGGUGACAACAUAUAUGGCACGAUCUUGGGCACCGGCAUUAACAGUGCAGGAUCUGAGGCUCCGGUGAACGCACCGGCAGCAUCAGCUCAAGAAGACACUAUGCGUCGUGCGUUCAAGCAAGCGAAUCGCAAGGUGGAAGAUCUCGAUUACGUCGAGCUGCACGCGACCGGGACUGCUAAGGGAGAUCCCACGGAGGCGAAUUGGGUGGGAGCCGCCUUCAGACGAGAAGACGAACUUCUCGUUGGGAGUGUGAAAGGCAAUAUAGGCCAUCUCGAGAUAACCGCUUUCCUUGCGUCGGUCUGCAAGGUCUGCGGUAUAUUUAACUCCGGAAUCAUUCCUCCCAACGUCAGCCUAACCCGCCUAAACCCGGCCAUAAAAUGGGACGAAUACCGUAUGCGGGUGCCUCUCGAGCCAACACCGCUGUCGUGCCGCUCUUCCAGCGGUAAGUCCCUUGUUUCGAUCAACAGCUUCGGCAUAGGAGGCUCGAAUGGACACUGCGUUAUGGAAUCUCCUCCGGCUUCACUACCCAAGCCGGUUUCGCUGGCUGAGGGCGCGCCUGUUCUCUUGCUCGCCGGUGGAUUAUCUCCGCGUGCAACUACUGCAGUCUCCGAUUCUCUCAGCGAGCUCGUCCGGGAACGGAUCUCUCAGAUACCCAACAUCUCCACUCUCUACGGGCGACGUAGCCGCCAGAUGACAUGGCGAAGUUUUGCUGUUGUGUCGCCCAGCGACAUGACUAAAAUCAGGUUUUCGCAACCCACUCUGACGCCGCGAGCCCGUCCAGCUGUCGGUUUUGUAUUUUCCGGCCAAGGUCCCCAACAUAUGCACAUGGGUCGUCAGCUGUACAAAGAAUUCCCGGCAUUCCGCGAAAGCGUCACGACUUUGGACGGGGUGUACAGCCAGGUGGUCGGCCAUUCUCUCGUGGAGAAAGUGGGCAUGUUCAAAGACAUCGGCGCCGCAUCCUCCUCCAUGCCUGACGUCUGGCCUAUUGAUAUCAUUCUCCCCGCGAUCGCCAUGGUUCAGAUCGCAUUGUUCGACCUCCUCGCCAGCGUCGGAGUACGGCCUGAUUUUGUCUUGGGCCAUUCCGCCGGAGAGACCACGAUGUUGUACGCGUCCGGUGCUGCCCCUCGGGCUAUGGCUCUGGAGCUCGCGAUCGCGCGAGGACAAGUCCUGGCCCUCACUGAAAGCGCCGGCGGCACCAUGACCGCCUUGUCCUGCGGGCCUGAAGUAGCGAAGCCUCUACUCGACGAGGUGAAGGCGACGCGUGACGCAGGCAUCCUCGAAAUCGCAUGUCACAACAGCGCGGAGGCCAUCACGAUUGCCGGCCACGAUUAUCUCGUUGACGCAGCUGUGGAACUCUGCAAGUCGAAAGGAAUUGCCGCGACCAGACUGCGUACAUCCGUGGCCGUGCACAGCUCAAUGAUGGAGCUUUGCAAGGACGAGUACUACGAACGUGUCCUGCAAGUCUUUGCGAAAUAUCCCGAGGCGCGCUUAACGCCAAAUGUGGACACAUUCUCCACCGUAACGGGCGAAAGGCUGGCGGAGCCGUUCUCACCAGACUACUACUGGAAAAACACUAGGGAACCGGUGCUAUUCAUGGAGACCGUUCGCUCUGCUCAAGCCGCGAUAUCCGGGCGUAAUCUAUUAGUAGUCGAAGUGAGCCCGCAUCCAGUUCUCUCCGCGUACCUUUCCGCGCUUUGUCCGGAAUCUGCAACUAUCGUCGGUCCGAUGCGACGAACGAAGCAGAUGUUCCCACAUUUUGAGCGUUCUACCUUCUUGCAAGCGGUCGGGAAGCUCAUCGCGGGCGGUUACAACUCAACCGACUUCCCCGCCCUCAACGGCGGAGCGUCGCAGCACGUGGAGUUUGGUGUGCCUGCAUAUCCCUUUGCACCGAAGAGCGUGCCUCAUAUGGCGAAAUUACCGGAGAACGACGAGAUCUAUGGGUCCCGACUAGGACCCUUGAACCAUUCUCGACUUCGCCUCAAUGCGGCGACUCAUCCAGAUCUCGCGCAACACGUCAUGAAAGGGGAACCGAUUGUUCCUGCUACAGGUUUCGUGGAAAUGGCUCUGGAGUUCGGUGCGAGAUCUUUAUGGGACGUGAAGUUCCUCUCCUUCCUAUCUCUUUCGGCGGAGGAACCUGUCCGCGUCCGCUUCGAGCCCGACGGCUUCAAGUGGUCGAUCAAGACAACUUCAUAUAGCUCACAUGGUUCUGGCGCGGCCAGCAAGAAGGCCGAGCGAUUACAUGCUGGCGGAUACUUCUCGACAGAGCCAACAGCCGCCAACCCCCCUUCUCCUCGUCUAGACGAGAUUCGGGAGAGGUGUCAUUGGAUCAACGUCUCAGGCUUCUAUGACGACCUCCGCUAUUUCGCUGAAUACGGCCCAUGGUUCCAGAUGAUCACGUCCGUUCAUCGCGGCGAGGAAGAAUUUUUGGUCGAAGUUGAUACACGGCGGCAGGGCGUCAAUGUUCCGACAUCGCAUUAUGUCUUCGAUCCGGCCAUCCUCGACGCAUGCAUUCACGUUAUGGUCCAUCCCAUGAUCACUGGCAACACUGAUCGCAACGUAUACUACUUACCAUCACGUUUCGAUUUUUUCUCGACAUAUGACGCCUUGCAUCGUCGCGAAUUUACGGACAAGUUGUAUGCGCAUGGGUCUCGAGGAAGAUGGACCCCGGAGGGCAUAACCUUCGACGUCCUGGUAGUCAAUAGUCAAGGAACGCCGUUGUGCUCCUUCCGAGGCUUUGAGGUCGCCUACCACGGUUUAGCGCCCUCGGUGGGAACGCGCUAUGAUCUCGAAUACACCACUGUGGCGAGCCUGGACCUGAAUGCGCGCGUUCAGAAGGCGGACUCGUUCUCGUGCGACGAGAUUACUAAGGUCACAGAUCGCACCCUCUACUUCCGCUACAUACGAGGCAAGGAGGAUUUACUGCGUAGUGAGCUCGAGAAGGUCGACCUGACUGGGUUGUCCAUUUGGUUGCUUGCGCUCUCCGGCGUCGACGGCGACGCUGCCCUUGGGUUUUCGCGUUCCUUACGACGCGAGCUACUAGCGAACGAGGUGCGCCUGGUGAUAUUCGAGGCUCGCAUAUCAUUCCCGGCACAAGUCGAGGUGAUAUCGGGGUUGUUACAAGAGAACGUCGCCGAGGAUGAAAUCACUGUGGACUCCACUGGUCGGGUUCUUGUUCCUAGGCUUCAAGCGUCGUCACCUCCAGUAGAAUCGACUUCUCUGAAUCCCGACGCACCUUGGUCUGUGAAGCGUACUGGAUCGGGAGAUUCGAAAGCAGUUAUCGUUCAAACAUCGCCGCCCAUUCCCGAACAGCAUGAAGUCCUGGUGAAGGUCGAUUACGUCGAUACGCUCCAGCAAUCGGGCAUUUGGGCCUUCGUAGGGCGUACCGAUUCCGGCACUGCUGUCGCUGGACUCGCCUCUGAUCAUCUGGCAAGCCAUGUUGUCGUGCAUCGCGCAGUCGUCACCGAGCUGUCGAACAUCGGGUUCGACACCGCGGCGCGUCUUCCUGGUUACAUUGCAGCUCUCUCGAUCGGUUUCCUCGCUUUGGGAUUCAAAGCGGAGGUUCCCAGCCUCCUCGCGCAGAACACAGCGCUGGUCACCCAUGCCGACACGCUGCUAGGUACCCUCCUUGUGGAGCUUCUCAAGGACAGAGGACUGCAUGUCACGGCUGUGAACGAAACCGACGGCCUUAGUACCAUCUGUGGUCUGCAAUCGCCAAAGUCUUUCGACCACGUUUUGAGUGGAUUCCACGAUCCCGCCUCGCUCAGCGUCCUUCACAGUAUCUGUUCCACAGAAAAUGCAGUCUUCAGCUGGAACCAUCCCGAUCGCGGCAUUGCUGCCAUUUUAAAGAAUGAUCCCUACAGAAUCGGUUACGCGCUUCGUUCCGGACUUAAGUCUCUUCCAUCUUCAUACAAGAAGAUGGAGUACAGCAUGCCCGUUCACCGCCUUCUCCCUUUGACCUCCGACGUGACCAUCCUGGAUAACACUGCGAUAUUCGACCCCGCGAAGACAUAUAUAUUGUUCGGCGGCAUAGGCAGCUUGGGGUUGCGCAUUGCGACUUGGAUGUAUGAGAACGGCGCACGCCAUCUUGUCCUGACUUCCCGUUCCGGUCGUGAAACUCUCACAAAGACCAAGAACUUCGCCGCCAUGCGUGUUCUGCGCUAUUUGACGGAUUUAACUGACCUCGACAUCAAGCUUCUCGCUUCCGACGCGACGAACGUCACAGAUCUCCGCAGAGUGCUAUCCGCGAUAAGUUGUCCCAUCGGCGGAUGCAUGAUGCUAACAGCUGUCCUCGAGGACAAGAUGUUCGCUUCGUUAACUCAAGACAGCUUUGAAAGGGUCUUCGCCGCGAAGAUAGGAGCCUUCAACGCCCUCACUCAGGCGCUCGAUAUCACCAGUCUCGAUUUCCUGAUCACUUUCACGUCCAUAUCAGGCAUGUUUGGCAGCGCAGGACAGACCAACUAUGCUGCAGCGAACACCGCGCUGGAGGCUUUGACUCGGCCUUACCCAAAUGCAUUCUCCUUGGUGGCACCCGCGAUGCUCGACACGGCUAUUGUCUUCGCCGACGAGCAAAGCAAGACUACUCAUAACACCAAAGUCCGCCAUAUUAGUGAAUGGGGCAUGUCGUCGCGAGAGCUUUGCGCAUGCAUCGAAGAUGGCAUCCGCAAACUGCGGAACGGGCCAUUCUGGUUAUACGUUCCCGAUUUCAAGUGGGCGGCUGUCCGCGAUAAUCUUGGCGUCUCUCCCGUCUUCGCACAUCUCGUUCCGGAGGUUGAUGAAGACACGUCAACAGCGGACGCAGCCUCCAAAGACUCUAGUGUCUUAGAUAUUGUCCUCAAGGUCCUGGACUUGGAUAAGGAUGACUUUUCCUUUGAGGUUCCACUCACCGCAUACGGACUCGACUCGUUAUUGGCGUCGAAGCUUGCGGUAACGCUUCGCCCUUGGGUUUCAAUAACCCAACUGCAGCUGCUGGCAGAUAUCACGUUCGAGGACAUACAACGACGGAUAGAGGCGCAGGCCGGACAGGAAGUCGAACAACCGGCCGACAAGGACUUCUUUGACUGGGAGGAAGUCAUGCGUUCCGGCCCCGCUUGCGUCAAGCUCACCGAUGGGGAAGGCCUGCCGCUGUUCGUCCUCCAUGGCCCUGCCGGCACUAUCGAAGCCUUCGGCCACAUGCGACUCAAUUUCAAGCAUACUCCGCUCUACGGAGUGCAAGCCACGAAGGACGCGCCUUAUGACAACCUCGACCGCCUUGCCGCAUUCUAUCAUUCGAACAUCAAAAGCGUACAACCGCAAGGGCCGUACCGUUUGGGCGGCUUCUGCGGCUCUAGUUUACUACUUUUCAUCCUCGCGGAUAUCUUCCGCAAAAACGGCGACAUCGUCGUGCAAAUGUCCAUGAUCGAUCAUUUCCCUCUACUAUACACCUCGCCCAUCUGGGAGCUGGACGCCGCCACGGCCAAAGAUCGCUGCGUUAGUGCCGCCCUGAAGUCCCGCGGUUUCGAGUGGAUCAUGAACUUGUAUCGGGUCGAGAAAAAUCCCAACGAAAAGCGCGCCGGGGAGGAGCUGAUGAAGGCUGGGCUGGGCGAGAAGGUUCAGCCGCACGUCAAGAAGCUGUACGAAAACACGAUGGUGUUCAUCGAAGCUCACGCAUCGUGGCUCGCUUCGCACUUGCUCAAGGAGGGCGAGGAGGUUGACGGUACGAUACUGCGUGAAAGACUCAUCGCCUACCUGUCAACAUUCGACUUUCCCGCGACGGUGUACGCUGCCAAAGACGGUAUGCAGAAGAUAUUCACGGACGAGCAGCAGGCGCAAUGGGCCCAUAUGGGCGCAACGAUGUGCACCAAUCCCAUUCGUGUCGCGGAAAUCGAGGCGUCGCACUUCGAUAUCCUCAGCAACCUGGACUUCAUACAUAGACUCGAUACCGAAGUAACUCUCACUGCAUCUAAUGUAAUGAAGGCUAUGUAGAUUUUAAUGAUAAUCUGUUAC